CUAACCGCGCAGAAACGGUUCCCCCCGUUUGUGUUGUGUCCUCUUUAUUGAGAGUCGGGCGUCUCGCCACGAUGGUCAGGGUUUCUUUUAUUCUUUUCUCAAACUAUUGAUCGCCAGCAGCACGCUUUUGGAUUUUGGAGUGCUUUCCACCAUGUUGAGGAGCGCUGGAAGGGUUCUUAUCUGUGGUUUUGGUUUACUUUGUUUGCUGGGAGCAACAGUUGUGACGGCUCAGAAUACCACCAGGGCCACCGCCACUACCCUCAACUACAGGGACAGUCAAAACCCGUGCAAGAAAAGAGCCAAAUGCGAACUUCUGGAGUAUUCAUCAUGCCUUGGGUCAACACUGACGUAUCAGUUCACCUCCACAGUUCUGGCCAACGACUCUACGAACCAAGGAGACGCUCACGGCAAGCUGGUGCUGUGGACAGGUCUGAAGAAUGUGCCACGUUGCUGGGAGGUAAUCCAGCCUCUGCUGUGCUCUGUCUACAUGCCCAAGUGUGAGAACGGCUAUGUGGAGCUGCCCAGCUAUGAGAUGUGUGCGGUGACUCGGGGGCCAUGUAAGAUUGUGGAAGAAGAACAAGGCUGGCCAGCCUUCCUACAGUGUCAGGAUAACAACCAGUUCAUCCGUGGAUGUGAGAACGAAGUGAAGAAGAUCAAGUUCAAUGUAACUGGUGGUUGUGAGCGCCCUCUGGUGGAAACAGACAAUGAGAAAAGCUUCUACGAAGGUGUUGAAGGCUGUGGGAUCCAGUGUCAAAAUCCACUCUUCACAGACGCUGAACAUGAGCGCAUCCACAAGUUCAUCGCUGGGUUUGGAGCCGUGACUGUUGUUUUUACAUUCUUCACUUUGGCUACAUUCUUGGUGGACUGGAAGAACUCUAGCCGCUACCCGGCCCUCAUCUUGUUCUACAUCAAUGGCUGCUUCUUUGUGGGCAGCAUCGGUUGGCUGGCUCAGUUCAGCGAGGGAGCGAGGGAUGACAUCGUUUGUAGAUCAGAUGGGACCAUGAGAAUUGCAGAACCCAGUGAUGGACAGAACCUGUCCUGUGUAGUUGUGUUCUUCCUGGUGUACUACUUCAUGAUGGCUGGGGUGACCUGGUUUGUCAUGCUGGCAUUCGCCUGGCACAAGUCCUUCCGAGCACUCGGGUCCUGCAAGGAUGCACUCAGCGGGAAAACCUCGUACUUUCAUCUCAUCUCUUGGAGUGUCCCAUUGGUGCUGUCUGUGAUGAUUAUAGCCAUGAGGCAGGUGGAUGGUGACUCCUUGAGUGGUAUUUGCUUCGUGGGUUACCAGAACCACGAAUAUCGUGCUGGGUUCCUGCUGGCACCAGUAGCCGUGGUGUUAGCCAGCGGGCUGUGGUUCCUGGGCAAUG
Messenger RNA from Branchiostoma floridae (Florida lancelet), 1364 nucleotides. Its product is annotated as smoothened homolog. Gene Ontology annotation, molecular function: transmembrane signaling receptor activity; patched binding. Gene Ontology annotation, cellular component: cilium; dendrite; plasma membrane. Gene Ontology annotation, biological process: smoothened signaling pathway; commissural neuron axon guidance; positive regulation of smoothened signaling pathway. The record is from RefSeq and is a predicted model, not a curated record. NCBI's taxonomy places the organism in Eukaryota, Metazoa, Chordata, Leptocardii, Amphioxiformes, Branchiostomatidae.